UUUGCACUUAUUGUUUAUAGUGCUUGUUAUUCUAUUAUAUUUUACUGUCUUCAAACUCCAUUUGCACUUAUAGUUAAUAUUGCUUGUUAUUUUACAUAUAUUCUACUCUCUUCGAGUAGUUUUUUUGGAUAUCACUGUAGAAUGGAAGUCCGGUUCUUUAACAAAUUACAAGAAUGAUUUAAGUUUGUGUUGAUGAUUUUUGUUUUUUAAAAGUAUUACUAUCUUCGUCCCAAUAAACCUUUCCACAUCUUGAUUUUUUUGUCAACUAUUGACACGCUUUGAUCAUUAAUAAAUACUAGUAUAAUUUUAUCUAAAUUAAUAUUAUCAAAAAUGGCUAUGUCAAAAUUAUAUAUAUGUUUCUCACAUAGUCAAAGUGUGUAGAAAGUUGACAAAAAAAGUCAAAAUGCAAAAGGUUUUUUGGGACAUAGGUGGUAAAUUUCUGUGCUGAUUUUAAAAUUACGUUUACUGAGUCCAAGAUUUCUUUCCCCUUAUGUUUAGCGAUGGCGUCAUUUUGGCAAACCCUACCGCUGUCUAGUCCAACAAGCGGUUUUCUUCUUGUGCUGAAAUUGUUUAUUUUGCAAAAGUCUAUAGCUUAUCUUAAAUGAUCUGUCAAUUAUUUCUAUUCAUUAAUCACUUGUUAUUAACCUAAUAAUUACAUUAUACAGUACCUAUGGAUUUGAUCUUAAUUUUUUACCGAAGAAGCUUUUAUUUUAAAUAAUUUAUUGAAAAUCUCUAAGAGUGUGUUUGGAUUGAGGGGAAGGGGAGGCUAACUAAAGGAGGAUUUUUCUUUACUCAACUUCUCCCCUCCAAUCCAAACACGCUAUUCUCAGCUGAUUGUUCUGCAGUGUAAAAGCAACAGAAAAGGAAUGGGUACAAUUACAAGGGAAGUUUCUUCUCAAUGGUUUCCCAUCCAAGGUAAUUAUUUUUCUUGAGGGCCCACCUCCAGGUACAGACAUUCUCAUGAAUACUCUAACGGUGAAGCGUGCAGCAAAAGUUCUUCAAUCUCCUCCCCCAACGAUCGAGGAUGUAGAAUAUGGUGUCAAUAUUGUCACAAAUGCCAACCUUUACAAUGACACCAAUGGGUGGUUUCCUCUUGGAAACUGCACCCUUACUGUUGGAACUGGCUCCCCUCUCAUAACUCCUCCCGUGGCUAGAGAUUCUCAGGGAGCUUGCCUGCUGCACUUAAGUGGUCGUUACAUCCUCACGACCAACCGUACCGAGACAUGGAUGGGUCCAGCUCAGAUCAUCACGGAGAAAGUCAAACCAUAUUUGACUUAUCAGGUGUCCGCGUGGGUUAGAAUUGGUAAAGUAGCCAAUGGGUCCCAGGUUGUGAAUGUUGCCCUUGAUGUGGAUGGCCAAUGGGUAAAUGGCGGUCAGGUUGAGAUUAACAAUGGCAACAGAUGGCAUGAGAUUUUCGGAUCAUUCAGAAUUGAGAAAGAACCGGCUAAGGUUAGGGUUUAUGUUCAGGGCCCCGCUCCCGGUGUUGACUUAAUGGUUGCAGCACUUCAAGUUUUUCCAGUUGAUAGAAAGGCGCGGUUUGACCACUUAAGGAGAGAAACCGACAAGAUACGUAAGCGUGAUGUCAUUUUGAGAAUCUCAGUUCCAGACAGUUUGGUUGGAACAGCUGUGAGAGUGAGGCAAACACAAAAUAGUUUCCCAUUUGGAUCAUGUAUUAGCAGAGGAAACAUAGACAAUGAAGACUUCAGAGAUUUCUUUGUCAGAUAUUUCAAUUGGGCUGUGUUUGGGAAUGAGCUGAAGUGGUACUCAACAGAGCCACAGCCAGGAAACCUGAACUACAAAGACGCGGACGAGCUCUUGGACUUUUGCAUGAGAAACAAUGUCCGUGCCCGCGGGCAUUGCAUAUUCUGGGAGGUUGAGGAUGUCGUCCAGCCGUGGGUCCGCGGUCUCAAAGAGAAUGAGCUGUCAAAUGCUGUCCAAACGCGCCUUACGUGCCUCCUCACGCGCUACAAAGGGAAAUUCAAGCACUACGAUGUGAACAAUGAGAUGAUGCACGGCUCCUUCUAUCAAGACCGGCUCGGGAAGCAAGUCCUGACCGACAUGUUCAAGACCGCGCACCAAAUUGACCCUUUUGCCCUCCUCUUUGUGAACGACUAUCACGUCGAGGACGGGCGCGAUGCCCGGUCGUCUCCGGAGAAGUACAUUGAUCACAUUCUUGACCUCCAAGAAGGUGGGGCCCCCAUCGGGGGAAUAGGUAUUCAAGGGCACAUAGAGGCCCCGGUGGGGACGAUCAUUCGUUCCGCCCUGGACAAAUUGGGAACCCUCGGACUCCCCGUUUGGUUCACCGAAAUAGAUUUCUCUUCGACGAGUGAGUACGUGAGAGCGGAUGAUUUGGAGGUUAUGCUUCGCGAGUGCUACGCCCACCCUUCGGUUGAAGGAAUAAUGCUUUGGGGUUUCUGGGAGCUGUCCAUGUCCCGCGAAAACGCUCAUUUGGUGAACGCCGAAGGCGAUCUUAACGAGGCCGGGAAACGGUAUGUCGCUCUCAGAGAAGAAUGGAUGUCACAUUUUGAUGGAGAUUUCAAUGGAGGAGAGUUUUCCUUUAGAGGAUUCCAUGGAUCAUAUGAUGUGGAAGUCAUUGCAGGUUCAAAGAGAUUUAGUAAGACAUUUGUGGUUGAGAAGGGUGAGGAUCCUUUGGUAAUCUCAUUUGAUCUUUAGUUUGUGAGUCUAUUUCCUUUUCACUGUAUUUUUUUUCUCAAACUUUGUUUAUAAUACAUGAAAAAACUUUUGAGUCCGAAUAUACAUCAAUAAUGAUAUAUGGAGUAUUCGUUUUGAAACGUACAUAGUUUCAAUAAUUAUAUUUUUCUCAAAAAGUUACAUUGCACUGUAGACUGUAAAAGGGUAAAAAAAGAAAAAAUUGUGUUCUUG
Molecule: messenger RNA, 2883 nt
Organism: Cuscuta campestris
Lineage: Eukaryota; Viridiplantae; Streptophyta; Magnoliopsida; Solanales; Convolvulaceae
Source: the annotation of a GenBank genome assembly